AUGGGUAAGUUGGAUCGUUUUGGGCGUGAUAUUCUAGAAGCAUCCAGGCAAGAUUUUGUAGGCCCUGCGGGGAAUCAAGAGGUUCUUGUGAAUCAAGUGUGCGCACCUUCCAACCAUGCGGCAGACCACGUUCUGGACAGAUUAGUCAGUGACACGGAUGUUCCGGCUCACUUGAUCACUCGCGUCUACUCCAGAUUCAUUGAGCGGGCUUACGGCAGCCUGUACAAAGGUGGCGCGUGGAAGGCGGAGUAUUCCUUCGAGAUUCAGCCUCAUUUGGAAGAGCAUUCGCUGCACUGGAAGGUGCACGGCACGAGUCAAUUGAGGAUGGCCCCGCCGGCGCACGGCCACCAAAAAGCCUAUGACAAGGCAUACGUGGAAGCAGAGACAAGAGUCCUCAAUCAGAGCAAGAUUGUGAUUACUACUUGUGCGAAUGCCUACCUGCACUCCGCUUUGAUGCAAGAAGAGAAGCAGCAAAUUCUCCGACCAGUGAAGUUCGACACCAUCGUCAUAGACGAGGCUGCCCAGGCCCCAGAGCCUGAUGUUGUGCUGCCGUCGGCCUGCGCUACAACUCGGGUCGUGGUCGUAGGUGACCACAAGCAGCUUGGACCCGUGGUGCCAGAGCGGAACUUGUGCUCGCCUUACGUCAACAUCCUGAAGAUGCCAUUCCUAGAGCGCAUGCUCAAGAACCCACGCCGCUGGGAGGCCAGCACUAUGCUGAACAUGCAGUACCGCAUGCACCCGUCCAUCCGCAGCUUCCCAUCGUCGCAGUUCUACGACUCCAAGCUGGAAGAUCGAGUGGCCAUCCCUCACCGCCCUGAGCUGAAUCGCAUCUGGCCGGAGGCGAAAGAGCAUAGGCGGUUCAUCGACUGCCGAACGCCGCAGUCGAUGGGUCUGUCGCCUGAGCUCACUCGGACAUGCGACGCAGCCCUUACUGAGAACAAGACUUCGCUCAAGAACGUUGGCGAGGCCAAGGUUGCUGCAGGGCUGUGUUCCCUACUUCUCAAGCAAGGGCGCUGUGAAGCGAGGGACAUCGCCAUCAUCACGCCAUAUCGGGCCCAGCAGUACGAGAUCCGUGGCAGGUUGCAAAAGGACAUCCCAGGCUCCAAGCACAUACUGGUGGGCACCGUCCACUCCUUGCAGGGCUCAGAACGCGAGUUCAUCAUUAUCAGCUUCGUGCGCAGCAUCUCCGAUGAUGUGCAGGACAUCGCUCCAUCCGAGGAGGCCACCUCCAUGGGAGACUCGCUUGCCUUGAGGGAGAUGCGAAAAACAAGACUCGGCAUCUUAGAAGACAGCCGGCUGCUCAACGUGGCCCUCACCCGUGCCAAAUAUGGCCUGGUCUGCAUUGGCAACUCGGAGGUUCUGAGCAAUGGAUCCAAGGACUACUACGACUUGAUCCAGGAUUUGAAGCGGCGUGGCUGCCUGGUCAGUCGCGAGGACUUCCUGCAGAACGGCCGGAGUUCUCAACGACUGAUCCGGCACAAGCCCCGGAGGUGUCUGAAUGCUUGA
Symbiodinium natans is the source of this 1506-nucleotide messenger RNA. Lineage: Eukaryota; Dinophyceae; Suessiales; Symbiodiniaceae. The record is from the annotation of a GenBank genome assembly.